AAGCAAAGCAGCUUCUUCCGCCAGUCCGUGCCAGCCAACCCGAACGGCAAAUUUUAAGUCACAUGGUGGAUCAGUGUGCGCAACGCCCCCUCACGAUGCCGGUGUCUAGGCUACUUCGCUGCGCUCUUCAAAGAGACUAACAUAGAACAGCCGCGCAAUUUGGUAUCCACUAUGCAACGCAAGGACUUACGCGUGCAGAAUUCAGAAAAUCUACUCCAUUCUCAUCUCGCCACAUAUUGCAGGCGCAGCAACCCUUGCACUGACUAAAAAAGCAACGUAACUCCCUGGAAACCUUAACAAACAUUUAAGCAGCAUCUCAAGGUUAAAGGGUUAUGUGACUGACUGUCAUACAGUUUUCUCUGCACCAAUCAAUCAUAUCUACUUACACAGGCAGUUAAGCAUUCAACAAAGAAGAUAUUUCUUUUUUCGAAGACAAAGAAGCACUGCUUAUAGUAUAGUUUGGCCAGCUACAGUUUCCCCAGCUCAUCCAGUUCCCGAGCACAUAAUGAAGCCAGACUAUGUGACGACAGGCAUUGUGCCCGACUGGGGAGACUACAUUGAAAUUAAGGAUGAAGAUCAGAUUCAAGGGCUUCGUCAGGCUUGUCAACUAGCCGGUCGUAUUCUGCUUAUGGCUGGAAAGAGCUUAAAGGUUGGAAUGACAACAGAAGAAAUAGAUUCCAUUGUUCAUCAGAAUAUAAUCAUUCAAAACGCAUACCCUUCUCCAUUAGGGUAUGGAGGUUUUCCAAAAUCUGUGUGUACUUCUGUAAACAAUGUAGUAUGUCAUGGAAUUCCAGACAGCCGACCUCUUGAAGAUGGAGAUAUUAUCAACAUUGAUGUUACAGUUUAUUAUGAAGGAUAUCAUGGAGAUACUUCUGAAACAUUUCUAGUGGGAAAUGUGGAUAAACGUGGUGAAAAGUUAGUGGAGAUUGCAAAGAGAUGCAGAGAUGAAGCAAUUGCUGCUUGCAGACCAGGGGCUCCCUUCUCUGUAAUUGGAAACACAAUCAGCCGAAUCUCUGAAGAAAAUGAUUUCCGAGUUUGUCCCUAUUUUGUUGGUCAUGGAAUAGGUUCCUUUUUUCAUGGGCAUCCAGAAAUUUGGCACCACGCAAACGAUAAUGAUAUGCCUAUGGAAGAAGGGAUGGCUUUCACAAUAGAGCCCAUAAUAAUGGAAGGAUCGCCUGAAUUUAAAAUUCUUCAAGAUAAAUGGACGGCAGUGUCUAAAGAUAGUAAAAGAUCUGCACAGUUUGAGCAUACCAUAGUAAUUACAUCAGGAGGAGCGGAAAUCCUCACUAAACUGGCAGACCAGGCUAACGAAUGAAUCGAGGAUUCAUGGACUGGGAACAUUCAGUGUGUUUUAUUACUGGAGAUUAAUAUCUCAUGUAAAGAACUGUCCUGGGCUCAUGGAUUCAAAAAUAAAUAAAUUCCUUGCAAAGCUCUAUUGUCUGAUGGAUAUUUGAUAUAUCAUUUUUAUUUAAUGAUGCCAUUUCUGAUCGGUUAUAUUAAUAUAAAUCCUAUGUGUAAUAAAAUAAUAUCGAUAAUAUUGUA
Bombina bombina (fire-bellied toad) is the source of this 1542-nucleotide messenger RNA. RefSeq names its product methionyl aminopeptidase type 1D, mitochondrial (gene METAP1D). Gene Ontology annotation, biological process: proteolysis. Bases 506 to 1315 code for a protein of 269 amino acids. The record is from RefSeq and is a predicted model, not a curated record. NCBI's taxonomy places the organism in Eukaryota, Metazoa, Chordata, Amphibia, Anura, Bombinatoridae. Gene Ontology annotation, molecular function: metalloaminopeptidase activity. The transcript is spliced from 11 exons.